GGAGGAAAACCCCUGAUGCUCCUGGCCUGGCCACGAAACACAGCAAUGGAGGAAACAGCUAUAUGGGAACAACACACAGUGACUCUUCACAGGGCUCCUGGAUUUGGAUUUGGAAUUGCAAUAUCUGGUGGAAGAGACAACCCUCAUUUUCAGAGUGGGGAAACUUCCAUAGUAAUUUCAGAUGUGCUGAAAGGGGGACCCGCUGAAGGACAGCUACAGGAAAAUGACCGAGUUGCAAUGGUUAAUGGAGUUUCAAUGGACAAUGUUGAACAUGCUUUUGCUGUUCAGCAACUAAGGAAAAGUGGGAAGAAUGCAAAAAUUACCAUUCGGAGGAAGAAGAAAGUUCAGAUACCAGUUAGUCGUCCUGAUCCUGAACCGGUAUCUGGGAAUGAAGAAGAUAGUUACGAUGAGGAAGUCCAUGACCCAAGAAGCAGCCGUGGCGGUCUGGUCAGUAGAAGGAGUGAGAAGAGUUGGGCAAGGGAUAGAAGUGCAAGCAGAGAGAGGAGUUUGUCCCCACGGUCUGAUAGGCGAUCUGUGGCCUCCAGUCAACCUGCCAAACCCACCAAAGUUACAUUGGUGAAAUCCCGGAAAAAUGAAGAAUAUGGUCUUCGAUUGGCCAGCCAUAUAUUUGUAAAGGAAAUUUCACAAGAUAGUUUGGCAGCAAGAGAUGGCAAUAUUCAAGAAGGCGAUGUUGUACUAAAGAUAAAUGGUACCGUGACAGAAAAUAUGUCACUGACAGAUGCAAAAACAUUGAUAGAAAGGUCUAAAGGCAAGUUAAAAAUGGUAGUUCAGAGGGAUGAACGGGCUACCCUAUUGAACGUCCCUGAUCUUUCUGACAGUAUCCAUUCUGCUAAUGCCUCUGAGAGAGAUGACAUUUCAGAAAUUCAGUCACUGGCCUCAGAUCAUUCUGGUCGAUCACAUGAUAGACCUCCCCGCCACAGCCGGUCACGAUCACCUGACCAGCGGUCAGAGCCUUCUGAUCAUUCCAGACACUCUCCACAGCAGCCCAGCAGUGGCAGUCUCCGGAGCAGAGAGGAAGAGAGAAUUUCUAAACCUGGGGCUGUCUCAACUCCUCUGAAGCAUGCGGAUGAUCAUACACCUAAAACGGUAGAAGAAGUUGUAGUUGAGAGAAAUGAGAAACAAGCGCCCACUCUUCCAGAACCAAAGCCUGUGUAUGCUCAAGGUGGACAACCAGACGUGGAUUUACCUGUCAGUCCGUCUGAUGGCGUCCUGCCUAAUUCAACUCAUGAAGAUGGGAUUCUCCGGCCCAGCAUGAAAUUGGUAAAAUUCAGAAAAGGAGAUAGUGUGGGUCUGCGCCUGGCUGGUGGAAAUGAUGUUGGAAUAUUUGUAGCUGGUGUUCUAGAAGAUAGCCCUGCAGCCAAAGAAGGCUUAGAAGAGGGUGAUCAAAUUCUCAGGGUAAACAAUGUAGAUUUCACAAACAUCAUAAGAGAAGAAGCUGUCCUUUUCCUGCUCGACCUCCCUAAAGGAGAAGAAGUGACCAUAUUGGCUCAGAAGAAGAAAGAUGUUUAUCGUCGCAUCGUAGAAUCAGAUGUAGGAGAUUCUUUCUAUAUUAGAACCCAUUUUGAAUAUGAAAAGGAAUCUCCCUAUGGACUUAGUUUUAACAAAGGAGAGGUGUUCCGUGUUGUGGAUACCUUGUACAAUGGGAAACUAGGCUCUUGGCUCGCUAUUCGAAUUGGUAAAAAUCAUAAAGAAGUAGAACGAGGCAUCAUCCCUAACAAGAACAGGGCUGAGCAGUUAGCCAGUGUACAGUACACACUUCCAAAAACAGCUGGGGGAGACCGUGCUGACUUCUGGAGAUUCCGGGGUCUUCGCAGUUCCAAGAGAAAUCUUCGAAAGAGCAGAGAGGAUUUGUCAGCUCAGCCAGUUCAAACAAAGUUUCCAGCCUAUGAAAGAGUUGUUCUUCGAGAAGCUGGAUUUCUGAGGCCUGUAACUAUCUUUGGACCCAUAGCUGAUGUUGCCCGAGAAAAGCUGGCAAGAGAGGAACCAGAUAUUUAUCAGAUUGCAAAAAGUGAACCACGAGAUGCUGGAACUGACCAACGUAGCUCUGGCAUUAUUCGCCUUCAUACAAUAAAGCAAAUAAUAGAUCAGGACAAACAUGCUUUAUUAGAUGUAACACCAAAUGCAGUUGAUCGUCUGAAUUAUGCCCAGUGGUAUCCAAUUGUAGUAUUCCUUAACCCUGAUUCUAAGCAAGGUGUGAAAACUAUGAGGAUGAGGUUAUGUCCAGAAUCUCGGAAAAGUGCCAGGAAAUUAUAUGAACGAUCUCAUAAACUUCGUAAAAAUAAUCACCAUCUUUUUACAACUACAAUUAACUUAAAUUCAAUGAAUGAUGGUUGGUAUGGUGCAUUGAAAGAAGCAAUUCAGCAACAACAGAACCAGUUGGUAUGGGUUUCUGAGGGAAAGGCGGAUGGUGCUACAAGUGAUGACCUUGAUUUGCAUGAUGAUCGUCUGUCCUACCUGUCAGCCCCAGGUAGUGAAUACUCAAUGUAUAGCACGGACAGUAGACACACUUCUGACUAUGAAGACACAGAUACAGAAGGCGGGGCCUACACUGAUCAAGAACUAGAUGAAACUCUUAAUGAUGAGGUUGGGACUCCACCGGAGUCUGCCAUUACACGGUCCUCUGAGCCUGUAAGAGAGGACUCCUCUGGAAUGCAUCAUGAAAACCAAACAUAUCCUCCUUAUUCACCACAAGCGCAGCCACAACCAAUUCAUAGAAUAGACUCCCCUGGAUUUAAAACAGCCUCUCAACAGAAAGCAGAAGCCUCAUCUCCAGUCCCUUACCUUUCGCCUGAAACAAACUCAGCAUCAUCAACCUCUGCUGUUAACCAUAAUGUAACUUUAACUAAUGUCAGACUGGAGGGGCCCACCCCAGCUCCUUCCACCUCUUACUCACCACAAGCUGAUUCUUUAAGAACACCAAGUACUGAGGCAGCUCACAUAAUGCUAAGAGAUCAAGAGCCAUCAUUGCCGUCGCAUGUAGAUCCAGCAAAGGUGUAUAGAAAAGAUCCCUAUCCUGAGGAAAUGAUGAGACAGAAUCACGUUUUGAAACAGCCAGCUGUUGGUCACCCAGGGCAGAGGCCAGACAAAGAGCCUAAUCUGAGCUAUGAAUCCCAACCCCCAUAUGUAGAGAAACAAGCCAACAGAGACCUCGAGCAGCCCACAUACAGAUAUGACUCCUCAAGUUACACAGACCAGUUUUCUCGAAACUAUGACCAUCGUCUCCGCUACGAAGAGCGCAUUCCUACAUAUGAAGAGCAGUGGUCUUAUUAUGAUGACAAACAGCCCUACCAGCCUCGGACGCCUUUUGAUAAUCAGCACCCUCGGGACCUUGACUCCAGACAGCAUCCUGAAGAGUCCUCAGAACGAGGCUAUUACCCACGUUUUGAAGAGCCAGCCCCUCUGUCCUAUGACAGCAGACCACGCUAUGACCAGCCACCUAGAACCUCCACCCUACGACAUGAAGAGCAGCCAGCUCCUGGGUAUGACAUGCACAACAGAUACAGGCCGGAAGCACAGUCCUAUUCAGUAGGCCCGAAGGCGACUGAACCCAAACAGUAUUUUGACCAAUACCCACGAAGUUACGAGCAAGUACCACCACAAGGAUUUACCUCUAAAGCAGGCCACUAUGAGCCUCUCCAUGGUGCUGCAGUUGUCCCUCCUCUAAUUCCCGCAUCUCAACACAAGCCAGAAGUUCUGCCUUCAAAUACCAAACCACUGCCUCCACCCCCCACUCUGACUGAAGAGGAGGAAGAUCCAGCAAUGAAGCCCCAGUCUGUGCUCACUAGAGUGAAAAUGUUUGAAAACAAAAGAUCUGCAUCAUUGGAGAGCAAGAAGGAUGAAAACCACACUGCUGCUUUUAAGCCUCCAGAGGUAGCAUCUAAACCUUCAGGUGCUCCCAUCAUUGGCCCUAAAGCCACUCCUCAGAAUCAGUUCAGUGAACAUGACAAAACACUGUACAGGAUCCCAGAACCUCAAAAACCUCAAAUGAAGCCACCCGAAGAUAUUGUUCGGUCUAAUCAUUAUGAUCCCGAGGAAGAUGAAGAAUAUUAUCGAAAACAGCUCUCAUACUUUGACCGAAGAAGUUUUGAAAACAAGCCUUCUACACACAUUCCUGCUGGCCAUCUCUCAGAGCCUGCCAAGCCAGUUCAUUCUCAGAAUCAACCAAACUUUUCUAGUUAUUCUUCAAAGGGAAAGUCUCCUGAAGCUGAUGGCAUGGAUAGAGCAUUUGGUGAGAAGCGCUAUGAGCCAGUCCAGGCCACUCCCCCUCCUCCCCCAUUGCCCUCCCAGUACGCCCAGCCUGCUCAGUCCAGUACCAGCUCCUCUCUUGCCCUCCACACGCAUGCCAAGGGGGCACAUGGUGAAGGUAAUUCGGUGUCGCUGGAUUUUCAGAAUUCUUUAGUGUCCAAACCAGACCCACCUCCAUCUCAGAAUAAGCCAGCAACUUUCAGACCACCGAACCGAGAAGACACUGUUCAGUCUACUUUCUAUCCCCAGAAAAGUUUCCCAGAUAAAGCUCCAGCUAAUGGAGCUGAACAGACUCAGAAAACGGUCACUCCAGCAUAUAAUCGAUUCACGCCAAAACCAUACACAAGUUCUGCCCGGCCAUUUGAGCGCAAGUUCGAAAGUCCUAAAUUCAACCACAAUCUGCUGCCAAGUGAAACGGCACAUAAACCUGACUUGUCUUCAAAAGCCCCCGCUUCUCCCAAAACACUUGCGAAAGCACACAGCGCGACACAGCCUCCUGAGUUUGACAGCGGGGUUGAAACUUUCUCCAUCCACGCGGAUAAGCCUAAAUAUCAAAUGAACAAUAUCAGCACAGUGCCUAAAGCUAUUCCUGUGAGCCCUUCAGCUGUGGAAGAAGAUGAAGAUGAGGAUGGUCAUACUGUGGUGGCCACAGCCCGAGGCGUGUUUAACAGCAAUGGUGGGGUGUUGAGUUCCAUAGAAACUGGUGUUAGUAUAAUUAUCCCACAAGGAGCCAUUCCUGAGGGAAUUGAGCAGGAAAUCUAUUUCAAGGUCUGCCGAGACAACAGCAUCCUCCCGCCUUUAGAUAAGGAGAAAGGUGAGACACUGCUGAGCCCUUUAGUGAUGUGUGGGCCCCAUGGCCUCAAGUUCCUGAAGCCCGUGGAGCUGCGCUUACCACACUGUGCGUCCAUGACUCCUGACGGUUGGUCUUUUGCUCUAAAAUCAUCCGACUCCUCGUCGGGUGAUCCUAAAACAUGGCAAAACAAGUGUCUUCCUGGAGAUCCAAAUUACCUUGUUGGAGCAAACUGUGUUUCUGUACUGAUUGACCACUUUUAAUUCUUAAAAUGGAAGGACACCAAAGCAUGUGAGACUGGUUCUGUGGCCUCUUUGGAUCUACAAAUUAACCAUAUCACCACAGACAUACUAACCAGCAGGAAUGCCUUACCCUCAUGUUUUUAAUUCUUAGAUCAUUCUCUCCAUGUAUUACUAAGUUUUUAUGGCUUUUGUGCGCAUCUAGAUACUGUAUCAUGAAAAAGAUUGAGUAAAUUGUGGAUUUGGUGGUUUCAGAAAUGUAUAAUCACCCAGAAGAAAAUAAUGGUGUGAUUUGGGGAUUUUUUUUUUCCCCCUUCAAGGGGCAGUGGUGGUUUUCUGUUCUUUUGGCUAUGCAUUUGAAAAUUUUGACGUUUUAAGGAUGCCUGUACAUAAUGCGUGCAUACCACUUUUGUUCUUGGUUUGUAAAUUAACUUUUAUAAACUUUAACUUUUUUAUACAUAAGCAAAACCAAGUUUCUUAAGGCUACCUUUGUAUUUUCUCUCCUGUACCUCUUGAGCCUUGAACUUUGACCUCUGCAGCAAUAAAGCAGCAUUUCUAUGACAUAUACAAGGUCAUUUUUUUAAGAAAAAGAAUGCACAGAGUUGUUACAUUUUUAAGUGCUGCAUUUAAAAGAUACAGUUACUCAGAAUUCUCUAGUUUGAUUAAAUUCUUGCAAAGUACCCUGACUGUAAUUUGUGAUACCAUGCUGUGCCCGAAAGUGUAUUUUUUUACUAAUAGACAAUUUAUUAUGGCACAUCAGCACGAUUUCUGUUUAGAUAAUACACCACUACAUUCUGUUAAUCAAUCAUUAGGUGUGACUGAAUUUCUUUUGCAGUUAUUAAAAAAUCUCAAAUUUCUAAAUCUGCAGAAUAAAACUUUUUAAAAUAAAGU
Messenger RNA from Ailuropoda melanoleuca (giant panda), 6186 nucleotides. RefSeq names its product tight junction protein 1 (gene TJP1). Lineage: Eukaryota; Metazoa; Chordata; Mammalia; Carnivora; Ursidae. Gene Ontology annotation, cellular component: plasma membrane; bicellular tight junction. Gene Ontology annotation, molecular function: cell adhesion molecule binding. The record is from RefSeq and is a predicted model, not a curated record. Bases 16 to 5319 code for a protein of 1767 amino acids. The transcript is spliced from 29 exons. Gene Ontology annotation, biological process: positive regulation of blood-brain barrier permeability; cell-cell junction organization; establishment of endothelial intestinal barrier.